AUGUUUCUUCCAUAUAUAAUAGCAGAUGCAUUCAGAUUUUGUGGGGACUUCCUUCACGUGGCCUCAAAAAUUGUGUUAAUAACAAAGAUAACAAAAACAAGGUCCUGUAGUGGGCUGUCACUCAAGACUCAAUUCCUGUAUGCCAUGGUAUUUGUAUUUAGAUAUAUCGAUCUCCUUGAUCUCCACGUCGAAAGCCCUCUUGAAGUUUACAACUUCAUAAUGAAGAUCUUAUUUAUCGGGUUCCAAGUCCUCAUUCUUUUCUUGAUGAGAUUCAAGUACUUUUCCACCUACGACAAGAAGUGGGACAAGUUUAAUAUCUUAGUUCUGAUAAUCCCGUGCUUUGUGCUUUCGUUGUACUUUGCCAGGGAUUCAGGAAGUUUCUCCAAAUAUGUCCCCAAAGUCCUGUACAUAUCAUCUUUGUUCCUUGAAAGCGUUUCUAUUCUUCCACAACUUGUUCAGCUCCAAGAAGCCGGUGAAUCAGAGACAAUGACUUCUAAAUACAUUCUUCUGCUGGGCCUUUACAGGGCUUCGUACACAGUAUACUUCAUCGUCAAAAGAUUCUAUAAUAUAAGGAACACAGGAAAUAUUCCCAUUGCAUGUGGGAUUGUUCAGACCCUACUUUAUAUGGACUUCUUUGCAGUAUAUUACAAACAUGUUUUCAGGAAGUCUGGAAUAUCCGAAAGGCUUCCCUCGUCGAAUAUUAAAGGAGAAUUAUAA
This is a messenger RNA of Encephalitozoon intestinalis ATCC 50506, 717 nucleotides long. Its product is annotated as ER lumen protein retaining KDEL receptor 2. The transcript has a single exon. The record is from RefSeq and is a predicted model, not a curated record. Gene Ontology annotation, cellular component: endoplasmic reticulum; membrane; cis-Golgi network. Gene Ontology annotation, molecular function: ER lumen protein retrieval receptor activity. Bases 1 to 717 code for a protein of 238 amino acids. Gene Ontology annotation, biological process: protein retention in ER lumen; endoplasmic reticulum to Golgi vesicle-mediated transport. Lineage: Eukaryota; Fungi; Microsporidia; Unikaryonidae.